CCCCACUGUGCUAGGUCCCUUCUAGGCGUCUCCGAGCUGGAAGUCAGCCCCGGGGCGGUGGGGCCCAGCCAGGAAAGCGUUAACCUUCCCUGCAAUGCUGCAUCCCAGCUCACGGUGGAGCUGCCUUCCUCUCUUCCACCCCCAACUUCCAAUUCACUCCAAACAACUCCGGGACAGAAUUGCAGGGAAAAGCUGGAGGCUCAGACUAGACUUGUUGAUCUCCGUUCCGAGGCAGCAGAAGGAAGCACCGAAGCUUUCCUUUGUGUCUGCACCGAGAGAGAGCCUGGGGGGGGCGGGGGCAGAUGCGGUUUCGGCGUUGACUGUAGGCAGGAGUGAGGAGCCGCCGCCGAGGGAAGGCCUUGGAAGGCUUCCUUGCGAAGGAUCCGAUUUACCUCGUUUCCCUUCCCCUCCCCCCGGGCUCCGCGGACAGCCGGGAGCGCUGCCGCCAUCCCUCCUCCUUGAGGCUGCCCGCGGGGGGAUGCGAGCGGGGCCGCCGCUGCUGCCCGCCCCGCCGCAGGAUGUAGCCACCCUCGGCCCCGCACAGCCCCGCACCGCCUCGCUGGGAGCCCGCAGGAGGAGCUCUGGGGCAUGGAGGGGAAGGAGAGGUGAGGAGAGCCGGUCCCCGCGCACCCUGCCCCACGCCGCACCUUGGAGCGUCCAGCCUGAGGGGGACCAGAGAUGCCUCUGGGGAUGAAUAAGCAUGGAUCUCGCUCUACUACCUCUUUGCCUCCGGACCCCACCGAGAUCGUCAGGAGCAAGGCCUGCUCCCGAAGGGUCAAGCUCAACGUGGGGGGGCUGGCCCACGAGGUUCUCUGGCGGACCUUGGACAGGUUGCCGCGGACCAGGCUGGGUAAGCUCAGAGACUGCAACACACACGACUCCCUUAUGGAGAUCUGUGAUGACUACAACCUGGAAGAGAAUGAGUACUUCUUUGACAGGCAUCCCGGGGCAUUCACCUCAAUCUUGAACUUCUACCGUACUGGCAAGCUGCACAUGAUGGAGGAGAUGUGCGCCUUGUCCUUCAGCCAGGAGCUGGACUACUGGGGGGUGGAUGAGAUCUACCUGGAGUCCUGCUGCCAGGCCCGCUACCACCAGAAAAAGGAGCAGAUGAAUGAGGAGCUGAAGAGAGAAGCCGAGACACUGAGGGAAAGGGAAGGGGAGGAAUUUGAUAACACUUGCUGUGCUGACAAAAGGAAAAAGCUCUGGGAUCUCCUGGAGAAGCCCAACUCCUCCGUAGCGGCCAAGAUUUUGGCAAUCAUUUCCAUCAUGUUUAUUGUACUAUCUACAAUUGCCUUGUCCCUUAACACACUUCCUGAACUACAAGGCAUGGAUGAAUUUGGGCAGACCACAGAUAAUCCCCAACUUGCCCACGUGGAAGCAGUGUGCAUUGCAUGGUUUACAAUGGAAUACCUCUUGCGGUUCCUAUCGUCGCCUAAGAAAUGGAAGUUUUUCAAAGGCCCGCUGAAUGCAAUUGAUUUGCUAGCUAUCUUACCGUACUAUGUCACUAUCUUCCUCACAGAAUCCAAUAAAAGUGUACUUCAGUUCCAAAAUGUACGACGAGUAGUCCAAAUAUUUCGGAUUAUGAGGAUACUCCGGAUUCUAAAGCUUGCUCGGCACUCAACAGGUUUACAGUCCUUGGGGUUUACGCUGAGGAGGAGUUACAAUGAGCUUGGAUUACUCAUCCUGUUUUUGGCCAUGGGCAUUAUGAUCUUUUCCAGUUUAGUGUUCUUUGCAGAAAAGGAUGAGGAUGAUACAAAAUUCAAGAGCAUCCCAGCUUCUUUCUGGUGGGCAACAAUCACCAUGACAACAGUAGGCUAUGGAGACAUCUACCCCAAAACACUUUUAGGUAAAAUAGUAGGAGGACUGUGUUGUAUCGCUGGAGUGCUGGUGAUCGCUCUUCCCAUCCCAAUUAUUGUCAAUAACUUCUCUGAGUUCUACAAAGAGCAGAAGAGGCAGGAGAAAGCCAUUAAGCGCAGGGAAGCUCUUGAAAGAGCAAAAAGGAACGGCAGUAUUGUUUCCAUGAACAUGAAGGAUGCAUUUGCCCGUAGUAUAGAACUCAUGGACAUCGUGGUCGAAAAGAAUGGAGAAAGCAUAGCCAAAAAGGAUAAAGUUCAGGACAAUCAUUUAUCUCCCAGCAAAUGGAAAUGGACCAAGAGAACACUCUCUGAAACUAGCUCUAGUAAAUCUUUUGAAACUAAGGAACAAGGGUCUCCAGAAAAAGCCAGGUCAUCUUCAAGUCCCCAGCAUCUGAAUGUCCAACAGCUAGAGGACAUGUAUAACAAAAUGGCAAAGACGCAGUCCCAGCCAAACCUUAAUACAAAGGACUCGAGUCAACCUGGAAAGCAAAAGGAAGAGCUAGAAAUGGAAACCCUUCCUGGCCCUAUGGUGCCCUUGCUGACGACUCGCACUGAUGGGAUCAUUGACAUGAGGAGCAUGUCCAGCAUCGACAGCUUCAUAAGCUGUGCAGCAGAGUUCCCUGACUCCGGACGGUUUUCCCACAGCCCGCUCGCUACCAUUCCCUGCAAAGGUGGCAUUAACAUGAUUCAGGAGCAGAGCAGGCCAGAGGGGAGCGGUGCCAGAUAUGUGGACAUGAACCCGAGCUCCGAAGGCAGCCACCGUUCUGCUUUCUUCAUAGAGAGUCCCAAAAGCUCGGUAAAGGCCAGUAACCCUUUAAAACUAAGAUCUCUGAAAGUCAACUUUAUGGAAGAGGACACCAGCACAUUAGUACCAGCAUCAAAUGUACUGAGAAUAUAUUCAGACCCCCUUAAGAGCCGGGGAGCUGCUGCUGCUGGCACAGAUACUUCCUUGCUCUCUGACAGGUCUCUCAUGAGCCCAGAACCCUCCAUCUACACAACCGCGAGUGCGAGAACACCCCCAAAGUCACCAGAGAUGCAGUCAGCCAUAGCUUUCAACUUCCAUGAUGCUGGUAUACACAAAUACAUAGAUGCUGACACUGAUGAUGAAGGUCAGCUGCUUUAUGAUUCAAGUCCACCCAGAAAUGUGAGUCCCAAGUACAAUGUUACAAACAGUGGCUAUCUAAAGCAAAAAGACAAUGUUUAUAGAACAGACAAGAACCAUCUAGAAGCUGCUGCUUUACCCACCUCCCCUAAGCUGAUAGGGCAAAACUGCAUUUACUCUAUGGAAGGUAUCACUGGAAGAACCCAGGGCAAUCAGGAGACUGUCAGACUAGAAAAUCACAUUUCCCCAGAAGUCCAUGUGUUACCAGGCAGUGGAGGACAUGCUAACACACAUGAUCAAAGCAUCUGAGAUGGGCUCCAAAAGAACUAACUGAAAGUUUAAAGGAAUGUCUUUAAAGUCAACACAAAAAAAAAAGAGCUUCUGCAUGGCAUGAACUUGGCUGAAACAAGCUACCUGUUUCUAAAAGUCUGGGGGAGGUCCAGUGUGGGUUUGUGAAAAUGUCCUUCUCUGAAACAACUCUAAAGACGUUGCCCACAUCAGUCAAAAGUAAGGAUUGCAAAUCAUGAUCACACAUUGAUCUCCUUUCAUGUUGUCCAGUGAAGCCAAUGUGACCAAAUAUCCAUCCAUUCCCCUUGAACACUAGAGCUCCUUUUGGAAAUAUUAAUAUCUGAUUUGCAUUAGUUCCAUAAAGGAUGCCAAGGCAGCCAGAUUUGAACUCUGGAAUAAAUUGCUGGGGUUGGUAUAAAGCUAUCAAAAACACAAUGCUCACUGCUUCAGGGCAGCUGUUCCCCAUCUACAUCUUUCUCUGAUGGAUAUUAUGUCUAAGGGUAACAGGGAACACUUGCAGUAUUGGAAAAUCUAAGUGAAAACCACUUAAAACAAAUAACAGUCUAGAGAAACCAAUUAUUAAAAUGCUCUGUGUGUGUUUAAACAAUAUGAUAUCCUGUAGGACCUGACGUUUUCUUUUGAAGUAUCAGCAGGGUGAGUUGCACCACUUGUACCUAAUUCCAAACAUCCCCUAGAACAUAGUGAAACUUGCACUUACCCUCUGCUAGAGAUCGAUACCUGCCCCAGGGCCAGCGCGUGGCCCGCGGGGGGACCCACAGCCCACGCUGGGAAGGUGUAAAGGAGCCAUGCAGAAGCAGGACUCUCCGGAGGCAUCGCAGCCAGACUCCCUUCCCGGUGCCGGGGAGCAUGGGGCUGGAAGGAGAGCUCCGCUCUCGCCUUGCCCUUCCGUGGUGGGGAGAUGCUCGCUGCCCUGCCCCACGGGGACGUGCCGGGGGUACCGGGGUGGCUCCCAGGCCUCCCCUUCCCACCGGCACGCUGACUCCAGGUCAGCCAAAGUCUCGCCCUUGGCGUAGGAGAGGAACCAGUCGGUUUGAAGCUUUUUGCGCCCGAGCGGCGCAGUGAAAGAUAUGCAAGUGUAACAUAAAUAUGCAAAUAGAGGGAUUCGUUAGCGACCCGCCCCGGGCCUGGCUGUGCUCUCUCUCGUGAGGAUGUCGGGCAGGAGAGGCUCCUGUGAAGCUGUAGCACGAAGCAGCUGCGAGAGACAGGAGACUCAGGCCUGAUGUUUUAAUAACAUCCAGUCAUUUUUAAAUGAAACAAGAAAAGAAAAAAAAAAAAAGAAAAAGAAAAAAAAAAGGGAUCUGACCAUUUUAAAUGAACAGAACUAGCAGCCACCAGCCUAGGUUUUUAAAAUCUUAUUGUUUCAAUAAAGUUAUGUCAAAUUGUGUAGGAAAUAAUUUGUCUUUGGUUUUUAAUCUCGGGAGGGGGGGAAAAGCACUUUACGUUGACUUUCUGUUGUUGUUGUUGCGAUGCUGGAGUAGGAUAGCAGAGUGUAACAAUCAAGCACUUUAACCAAGCACUACUUUAAUUUGUGCCUCCUGUUGUGACCGUGAUUUGUUACACGCCUGUAGCAAGUCACAACCUGUCCUGUGAUAACUGUGAUGGUAAUCCUUUAUGUUGUUCUCUGUUUCUACUGUAAAAACUCAAUUGUAAAUAACUCUGUCAAUGAGCGUUUCCUGACCUAUCUCUGAGUACCUGCCGGGGCAUGUAACGAUCUGCACGCAGCAGGUCCAGGGACAUGCUGAGACACGGGACGUGGGAGCAGAGGCGCACAGGCGGGAGGAAGACCCCAAGCCGCUCGAGCCCGCAGCAUUUUGUUCCUACCUAUUGUAAAAACAAAAGCCGUUGGUUAGUCCUGAAUGUAAACGUCUGUCCGUCCUAGCUGUAGAGUACUUCUGUCUGUAAUCCGUAAUAGUGAAUGCAGCAUGUACGGACAAAAGCAAUAAGCACAUAUAUGUUUUAGGAACUAUUAUGGGUUACAGUGAUAGCUUUGUUAGGUCUCUCCUUGGCACAAAACUGUACACACGUUGGCGUUAACUCUGCUCUGCUCAGCCGACCCCAUCCCCGGGUGGUGGGACACAGCCCGAGGUACCCGCUCAGAUGUCACCCUUGUGUCGCAGCAAGGCGAGACCCUGGGGAAGGCACAGUAAGACCUGAGCCACCACCUCAGGAAUUAGCCUGCUAGCAGAGAAAGAGACCUCGUGCCAUGCCAAGAGUGACACGGGAGGCACUCAAAGUGAGUCCAAGGCACCUAUGUGUGCAAGUGAUACUCUCCAGAGUAUUUACACAGGGCCAAUUCCUGAGGUUCAUUAACUUUUACUCUGCCUUCCCUCAGCCAACACCACCGUUCCUCUGAGUGGGCUCUUUGCCUGGUGAAGGACUUUAGGAUUUGGCCAUAGUAUAUACAAGUGUACUUAGAGGAACCUGUGUAUUGCUGAGAUAUUAGUUAAGAUCGAGUCAUCACGAAAAAAGUCAAGUGACUUUCCAGCAGAUAAGCUUUAAAUACUGAUUUAUUCUGUGGCUUUCCGAGGCCAUAGAGCAGCAAUGAGAAAUCUUAAAGAGAACAGUCUUAACAUAAUCUCUAUGUUUCAGUGAUCAUUCAUGUCUGCCAUCAGCACAAAUGUAAAAAGAGGAAAAAUCAGGGAAAAAUUUUUUGAUAAAGUAAGUAAUAGUGAAUUCCAAGUUAAAUAUUUUUAGAGCUGAUGCUUUCACAUGGGAAAAAAAAGUCAUAUUUUACAUUUCACAGAAGUGAACGUAUUUAAAUAUAGCCAUAUAGUGUAGUAUCUACCACACUCUCAUCCAAAUUAGUGUAUUUGGUUAUAGAUGGCACUGACAAAAAUGUAUAGAUCAACAAUUCUAUCAUUUUAUAACUGAUAAUCAACUGGUGCAACUCUCCUUGUAACCAAAGGCCCUCUGUCUGCCUUGUGUGAUCACUCAUGACACACACCUUAUAUCAUCUAUUUAGUCCUACCUUUAAAGUAGCAUUUUAUUGAGUCACUUUUGAAAGCCAGAUUCAAAAGUAUCAUUAAAAAUCUACCUUUUAAGUCUGAAUAGCCAAAGUCCUAUAGAUUUCUUAUAGAAAGCAAAUAAUUUAAAAUUAAGCAUAUAAUAUGCUUGAAGAGCAUUUCUUUCUUAUCUGUGUAUGAAGAUGUAGCUCUCAUUUUGUGCCCAGUUAAAAAGGAAGUAUGUUUAAUUUAUUUUAAUGAAAUAAAGUCUGAAUAUGAAGUAUGUAUCUAUAUAUGUGUGUGUGUGCAUAAUACACAUAUAUAUAAUGUAAGCACUGGGAAAUCUACUCUGACAUAAAGCUAUGAUAGACUAAAUCUGUACUCAUUACAAAAGGAAAGGCAGUGCUUUGAAAACAUAACGCUCACCAAAUCCUAUAGACACUAGAAAGACGAUUUCAUUUUAUAGUUUGUUUGACACAUUUCCCAAAGCUCAUAACAGUUGGGGAAAAUAUGCAAUAUCUCUUGCAUUGAGCUAAAGCGUGCAGUUUAAUCACUGAUAUUUGGCAUUCAGGUCUGCGAAUUUACUGUGCAUCAUGUAUCAAGCAAGCUGACAGAGUUUCACCAGCUGCUGCAGAAGACAUCAUAUCUGAAAGGACUAUGUAUGUGUGAUGUCUGCGCUUGCUUGUACCUUACGCCAUCAACAUAGUUUUUAAUACAUAUAUAUAAAUAUAUAUAUAAAUAUACAUAUGCAGAAGGAAUGGGUGCAGUUUUCUUAAACAGGAGGCAAAGAUCCUUUGAGUUUUAGCCUUGAACAUGGGAAAACAGCAGUCACAUUGCAGUAGAUUUCUCAGUGCCUUUUCUUAGAACCUUCACCUAAGCACACUUACAGAACAACAAAAACAAAACAAAAGAGUCUCCUGUGAAAUCCAUGUUUUUCUAAGAGGUUUGGAAGUCAAUAAAGGUAGAAGAAGGAAAAAAAAAAAUAAAGGAGGAAAAGAAAACCCGCGGAACGCACAUUCCCUUCCUGAACAUGCCGUGUGUCAAAUGCCGGGGAAUAUCUGUCUGUGCAAGUCACGCAGAAACACAUCCGAGGCGGUCGGUUUCUUUGGCAACUAUGGCUGUGAUAAACUGUAGCCUUUUCUUCCCUUGCAGCUAAUAAGAUACACAUUUCUAAGGAAAACAUAUUCUCUUCUGUAAAAUUGUAAUGUAUUGUUAAUAUUUGUACCUAUUGUAUAUUUAUGUCUUGACAGAAUUAUGACUGGUACAGUUUAUAGUAAAUAACAAGGGUAUUUAAAUCUCAUCACAAAGACAAGGUUUCUAAAGCCAAGUUCUCUCUCUCUGUCAGUAAGCUCCACAUAAGAUGAUCUCCAACAGUUUUUAACGCCUCAUUUUAAAGUGAAUAGUAGAAUUACUGAAUAAAGUAGCCAAGCAAUGGAGACCGUGUGGCACCGAUGCCCUCCUGUGCAGCUCAGUCAGGAGCGAGAUGGGGAGGUGGGCUUCCCCGGUGACUCCAAAUUAACUCCAACUUCUUCAUGUUUGGUCAGUCACUUCUGCUUACGGUAAUGAGACCGAACAAGUGUUACCUUAGGUUGCUUUAGGAUCACUCACUUGGGGAGAAUAUGGCUUUAAAUAGUUCUUGAAUUAAGUACAGAUGUUCUAGUUACUUCUGUACCUCCUGUUUGCCAUUGUGUUGGCUUUAUAAGUAUCUGAUGUAUGGAAAAGUCAUGUGACUUUCAUGCAUUCCAGAGUAGUCUAUUUUUCUGUUCAGAUUAAAAAAAAAAAAAAAUUAUAUAUAUAUAAAAAUAUAAAUAUAUAUCUGUAUUUUUAGCAAAUUUAUAAUAGGGCAAUCAAGUCAGAUUUCUUCUUUUUGUAUUACAGAAUAAUAUAUUAGAUGCUUUCUUGGUGUCCAUUUACAUAGCUGAUCCCCUAACCUUUCUGUUGUCGCUAUUUCUUUUGUCCUGAAAAACACCUGCAACAUUCCUCCUGGAAGUGCGUCUGCGAAAGGUCACUGAGCUGUCUGAUGUUGUCGUGUUCUCGUGUUUUCCUGUUUGUGGCACUUCGAAAUAACCAGGGACUGGCUAUGGAAACUAGGAUGUUCCUUCUGAGAAACAGAGGGGGCCAGACUCUGCCCUCAGCUAUGGCAGCAUAAAUGCCAGUGAAUGAAUGCCCCUGGCUUCAGUGCUAGCCACAGCCUGGACUUCAGUGUUUUUCCAGAUUUAUGUCGAUUAAGCGGAGAGCAUAAAGAAGAGACGGGGUUUGAAUCUGACUGUCUCAAUAAUUGUGAUGCAGUUGGGAUAAGCAUCAAAAUUCAGGCUCUUAUUGUAAGGCAGUGACCUGAUGAUGCUCAGGCAAAGCUCCCACCUUCGGGGGAGUUUUCCUGAGUUAAAACAGACAGGUCAAGACUUUCAUUUUGCACUGGGCUUUGGAAUUUCUAUUUUCAGUCCCAGACAACAUCAGGAAACAAGAAAACAAAAUUAUGGGGGAAUGAAAAACCUGGAUGUAAACGUUCAGAAAGGGACUGGAUUUGGAUUUGGUUGUGGUAAAGUCUGUCCAUGUAUCUGCUUACUGAACGAUCUUUCUUGCUCCUUUAUAGCUGUACCAUCACAUACAUUGAAUAAAAAGCCCAUGAGAUAAA
Molecule: messenger RNA, 8844 nt
Organism: Pezoporus flaviventris
Lineage: Eukaryota; Metazoa; Chordata; Aves; Psittaciformes; Psittacidae
Gene: KCNB1
Product: potassium voltage-gated channel subfamily B member 1
Exons: 3
Coding region: 679-3267 (862 amino acids)
Biological process (GO): potassium ion transmembrane transport; protein homooligomerization
Cellular component (GO): voltage-gated potassium channel complex; membrane
Molecular function (GO): delayed rectifier potassium channel activity; protein binding
Source: RefSeq, a predicted model, not a curated record